Ziziphus jujuba (common jujube) is the source of this 2288-nucleotide messenger RNA. RefSeq names its product beta-glucosidase 40. The transcript has 13 exons. Gene Ontology annotation, molecular function: beta-glucosidase activity. The coding region runs from base 541 to 2058 and encodes 505 amino acids. NCBI's taxonomy places the organism in Eukaryota, Viridiplantae, Streptophyta, Magnoliopsida, Rosales, Rhamnaceae. Gene Ontology annotation, biological process: carbohydrate metabolic process. The record is from RefSeq and is a predicted model, not a curated record.
GAAACAAGACAAAGCAACGAUAUGCCAGAAGGUAAAAGGCAGAAGUGCACACAAAAAGCAACCCUCCUCAUCAUUGUUUUCAUAUUCAAGAAGAAUUUGCUUCUUCUGGGUCUGAAAACGUGUGAACCAGGAUUUGAAUCAAUUCCAAAACUUCCCAUUUUUCAAUAACUUUUGCCAACCCAACCCAACCCAACCCCUCUCUCUCUCUCUUUCUAAAUCCAAAUCCACUAUCUUAACAAGUGGUAACCACUGAACACCAUUAUUUGCCUUUUUGGUUAUUAUCCAAAAAUAAAAAAAUAAAAAAAAACUUGCCCGUUUUCACAUUCUAUCAGAUUUCUUUUAUAGCUGUCUAUAAAUAUUACAAAAUCGCUCUCUAACUCCUCCUCCAUCCUCACAAACUCUCUCUCUCUUUCUCUCUUUCUCUCUUUCUCUUUGUCUCUCCUUUCUUUUUCAAAUAAUUUUCUGUUUUCUGUAAUCAAAAGCUCAUUUGCUUUAUCUUUCAUUGAAUAAGGAUUUGGAAAAAAAAAAAAAAAAAAAACCAUGAUGUGGGGAAAAGGCAUUGCUUUAUUUAUAAUAUUGGCGAUGGUGGUUUUUGGGUUCCAGAAUUGUUUAUCACAGACUAUAAACAGAGGUAGUUUUCCAAAGGGAUUUGUUUUUGGGACUGCCUCCUCUGCUUUCCAGUAUGAAGGAGCAGUGAAAGAAGAUGGAAGGGGACCAUCUGUUUGGGACACUUUUUCACAUCAAUUUGGUAAGAUAGCUGAUUUCAGUAAUGCAGAUGUUGCUGUGGAUCAAUUCCACCUUUAUGAAAGUGAUAUACAACUUAUGAAGGACAUGGGAAUGGAUGCUUAUAGGUUUUCAAUAUCUUGGUCUAGGAUUUUUCCCAAUGGAAGUGGGGAAAUCAAUCAAGCAGGAGUUGAUCAUUACAAUAAAUUGAUCAAUGCAUUACUAGCCAAAGGAAUUGAACCAUAUGUUACAAUUUACCAUUGGGACCUUCCUCAAGCCUUGGAAGACAAAUACAAAGGAUGGCUUGACCCACGGAUAAUAAAGGACUUUGCAACGUUUGCGGAGACGUGCUUUCAGAAAUUUGGUGACAGGGUGAAGCACUGGAUCACAUUCAAUGAGCCGCAUACAUUUUCUAUACAAGGAUAUGAUGUGGGUCUCCAGGCACCAGGACGGUGUUCUAUCAUACUCCGCCUAUUCUGUAGAGCAGGAAACUCUGCAACUGAGCCUUACAUUGUUGCUCACCAUGUCCUCCUUUCUCAUGCAACCACGGUAGAUAUUUACAGGAGAAAAUACAAGUCAAAACAGCAAGGAUCCGUUGGGUUGUCAUUUGAUGUUAUGUGGUUUGAACCAAAAACAAACUCCACCGAAGAUAUUGAAGCUGCUCAAAGAGCCCAAGAUUUUCAGCUAGGAUGGUUUCUUGAUCCUUUGAUGUUGGGGGAUUAUCCAAGUUCAAUGAGAACUAGAGUAGGAAAACGGUUGCCAACCUUUACAAGAUCUCAGGCUAGCCUACUCAAGGGGUCUCUGGAUUUUGUGGGAAUUAAUCACUAUACUACCUAUUAUGCUUCUCCCAAUAGAACUAGUUUAAUUGGAAAUUUACUCAAUGACUCCCUUGCAGAUUCUGGAGCUGUUACCCUUCCAUUCAAAAAUUUGCAACCAAUUGGAGACAGGGCAAAUUCUAUAUGGUUGUAUAUAGUACCUGAGGGGAUGAGAAAAUUAAUGAACUACAUCAAGCACAAGUAUGGCAACCCUCCAGUCAUGAUCACUGAGAAUGGGAUGGAUGACCCAAAUAACAAACUGAUUCCCAUCAAGGAUGCUCUAAAGGAUGAGAAAAGGAUCAAAUACCACAAUGACUAUCUAACAAACUUGCUGGCUUCUAUCAAAGAAGAUGGUUGCAAUGUGAAAGGAUAUUUUGCCUGGUCUCUACUGGAUAAUUGGGAGUGGGGUGCAGGAUAUACUUCAAGGUUUGGUCUUUAUUUUGUUGAUUAUGAUGACAAUCUCAAGAGAUAUGCAAAGGACUCGGUUCAAUGGUUCAAGAAGUUCUUGACUUCUGCCUAAAAAAGUGAUGGUACUGCAAUUUUAUUCUUCACACAUACACAUUUUCAAAUUCACAAGGAUGUCUCAACACAUGUUCUUAAAAGAAAAAAAAAGGAAAGAAAUUGUAGAAAAAUGUUACGAAUGAAUUGUAUUUUUUAAUUUGUCGAUUGUGGUUUUCUGUAUCAAAUAGUUUGCAGAAGUAAAUAACAUGUGAAAAAUGAAAAUGAAAUAUAAGUUGCAAUUUGCAUUCA